GAUAUAAACAGUCAAGCAAAAAGAUAUCUAUUGUUAGAUAUAUAUUUAACGUCCGGGAUUUACAGAACUUAAACUAGUUUAAACAUGGCAAGCGUUAAGAGCCCGGUAAAAAUUGAAAAUUUUCUCCAGUUUUCGGCGAAAACUUUACAGGGCGAGAAGAUAGAUUUCAGUCAGUAUGAGGGGAAGGUAAUCCUGGCGGUGAAUGUGGCAUCCCUGUGAGACACCACCAAGAGGGACUACCCGAUGAUGAACCAGCUCGCCGAAAAAUUCGCCGGGAAGCUGGUGGUUCUCGGGUUUCCCUCCAACCAGUUCGGGCACCAGGAAAACGGAAAUGGAGUAGAAAUUUUGAACACUCUGAAAUACGUUCGACCAGGUGAUGGAUUCGAACCAAAAUUUCCUGUCUUUGAAAAACUAGAAGUGAAUGGUGAAAAUGCUCAUCCCAUCUUUAAAUUUCUGAGAGACAGACUUCCCAUUCCAAGUGAUGAGGCUACAUCGUUUAUGUCCAACGCUAGCAAGAUUAUCUGGGCUCCCGUAACUAGGACUGAUAUCGCAUGGAACUUUGAGAAAUUCUUGAUAACACCAGACGGCAAACCGUACCGACGAUACAGUAGAUACUACAUAAUGACAAACAUUCAGAGCGACAUUAAAAAACUUAUAGACGAAUAUAACGUGAAAUAAUGUUUACAAUUGUAUGUGUCAUUUAAUUUAUUAAAAUUUAUUCAUUUAUGGUCAACAAGCAUUCUGUACAUGGGUAAAGGUGACGUCUUCAUGACUGUUCUUCUAUAAAGCUCGCUAUUUUGGAGUUAGGAGAAUAUGAUGUUCAGUGACAUCUACCUUUAUCCAUAUAUAAAAUCUUGUUGUUUCGUGCAAUUUUAAAAUAAAUAUUGCGGGACAAA
Molecule: messenger RNA, 896 nt
Organism: Saccostrea echinata
Lineage: Eukaryota; Metazoa; Mollusca; Bivalvia; Ostreida; Ostreidae
Product: glutathione peroxidase 2-like
Exons: 2
Biological process (GO): response to oxidative stress
Molecular function (GO): glutathione peroxidase activity
Source: RefSeq, a predicted model, not a curated record